This is a messenger RNA of Pygocentrus nattereri (red-bellied piranha), 1085 nucleotides long. Its product is annotated as aquaporin-1-like. The record is from RefSeq and is a predicted model, not a curated record. Bases 123 to 917 code for a protein of 264 amino acids. Lineage: Eukaryota; Metazoa; Chordata; Actinopteri; Characiformes; Serrasalmidae. Gene Ontology annotation, molecular function: ammonium channel activity; water channel activity; glycerol transmembrane transporter activity. Gene Ontology annotation, cellular component: membrane. The transcript has 4 exons. Gene Ontology annotation, biological process: carbon dioxide transmembrane transport; renal water transport; hyperosmotic response.
GAGGUGCAUCAAUUAGAAAGCUCUUGGUAAGAUGUUUGGCAAGCAGUAGCUGUUCCAACAGUCUAGCUAGUCUGCACCAUUUCUGCUUGUUUGCUGGGUUUUGUUUGUGGCUCUUUUAGACCAUGGUGAGGGAGCUAAAGACCUUGAGCUUCUGGAGGGCUGUCCUCGCUGAGCUCUUUGGAACAGCCAUGUUUGUUUUCAUUGGCAUCUUGGCCAUGAUCGGGAAUGGGAACAGCAGCUAUCCAGACCAGGAAGUGAAGGUGGCCUUGGCUUUUGGGCUGGCUGCUCUGAGCCUGUGUCAGAGUUUGUACAACAUCAGUGGAGCCCACCUGAACCCUGCCGUGACCCUGGGCAUGGUGGUCAGCUGCCAGGUCAGCGUUUGUAGAGCAGUGUGGUACAUGUUGGCCCAGAUACUAGGUGGAGUGCUAGCUAGUGGUGUUGUUCUGGGAGUGAGGCCAGCAGCUGUUGAGUCUCUUGGAUUGAACAAGCUGAAUGGAGUCAGCCCAGGACAGGCCUUUGGAAUAGAGUUUCUCCUCACUCUCCAACUGGUCCUGUGCUUCCUAGCAACUACAGAUAAAAAGAGGACUGACGUCUUUGGUUCUGCACCGUUUGCAGUUGGACUCUCCGUGGGUCUGGGACAUCUUGCAGGUAUUAGCUACACCGGCUGUGGAAUCAACCCUGCACGAUCCUUUGGUCCAGCUUUGGUCACUGUAGCAUUUGAGAACCACUGGGUGUUCUGGGCUGGACCAAUGUGUGGCGGUGUUGUGGCUGCGCUCCUCUACGACUUCGUGCUGUGUCCAAGGGGUUAUGACUUUGCUGGACGGCUGAAGGUCUGGUGUCAUGGUGUGGAAUCGUUAUACGGAGAGCCGGAGCCACUGCUAGAGGGAGCUGGUGGAGAGCCAUCAGAGAAACAGUAAUCGGCAGUCACUACUUAUCUGGACUCAGUUGAGUCCUGUUGCUUCCUUGUCAAUACAAAUAAACUGUUCACAUUUUGGCCUGGAUUUCUUUUGAAUUUCUACAUGUGAUGUGCAAAAUGUCCAAGGAAGUCUUUAAUAAAAAGAGAUGGUGUUGCUUAUUUACUGAAA